AUGCCCAUAGUCUCAAAUGAUCCCAGUACGUGGAGCCUGUCGGAUGAUGAUGUUGCUGCCUCUGCUGGGGUGAUGUAUGAUUGGGGUAAGCAAGAUAAGUAUCCAGGAACCGCUGAUAUCCUUAUGGUAGUAUUUCCAGCAUUGACAUUUGGGCAAGAGGUCGAACUGAUCUGGGACCCAGAUGCUGCAUAUGUCUCAUAUUCACCAUUCAGUGUUCCGACAAUCCCAGUUACAGAUUUAGGAUGCCUUAUCAUGGACUUCAUGGCAGAUUGGACGAAUAUUACCAUAAAUGUAAUACUGGGCGUCAUCAUGAUCACUCGGUUACAUGCCAUGUACCAGCAAUCCAGAAAGGUCCUGAUACUUCUCGGUGUCAUCUUCCUGAUUGUCAAUAUCACGAGCAUAGCGAUCCAAAUAUUAGCAGACCACACUAUGUUGGGGGAUGUCGCGCGUCUGACGUCCAUGACUUGGAUACUGGGCACUGUAUGGGAGGUCCUUGCACUGUGUCUCGCUGUCUGGAUUGCUGUAAAACAUUUUAGAGAACUGCGACAACAAUUGACAGGAGGGAUUCUCGGAGACUGUUUCACGGUGUUGAUGAAAUCUCAUGUGGGCUACUUUGCGAGCUUUGUUGCUGUUUCUUGCUUCGAGAUCGGUUAUGAGUUGUCGACGAUGCCAGCGGACCCAUAUUCCCUGAAAGUCCAGAUUUAUGUUGGGUUCAUUCUAAUAUUCGAGGUUGUGCAGUUAUUUGUGCUGGGACCACAUCUCAUCCUUGCCGUUCGAGAAUAUCACGCUAAGCUCGUGGACGACUCAGAUGCAGCAACUGCCAUGACUUCAAUUGCCUUCCAGGAGCGUGUACAUGUGUCAACUAGCAGUAGUGUGUAGCACGGGAAAUGCUCGAUGUCACUGUAAGGAUUGCAUAUCCUCUAUGCACCAAUCACGCUUCAAAACGAAGACGACGUGCCUCUGUUACUCUUCGCAUCCGAGUCACGCAGAUACAGUCUUU
This is a messenger RNA of Suillus paluster, 1000 nucleotides long. RefSeq lists its product as uncharacterized. The transcript has 13 exons. The record is from RefSeq and is a predicted model, not a curated record. NCBI's taxonomy places the organism in Eukaryota, Fungi, Basidiomycota, Agaricomycetes, Boletales, Suillaceae. The coding region runs from base 1 to 879 and encodes 292 amino acids.